UCCGGGGCGUGCUUGCCGGGGAGGGAGGCGCAUGGGCCACCGCUUCCUGCGCGCCGUCCUCGCGCUGUGGCCGCCGCGGUCUGUUCUGCAGGCCCCGCGCCACAUGCUCGGCCCCGAGUCCGGUCCGCCCGCGAAGAGGCGCGGCAUGGCGCCGUCCCGGAUCGGCACGCACGGCGGCACCUUCCACUGCGACGAGGCGCUGGCCUGCGCGCUGCUCCGCCUGCUGCCGGAGUACCGGGACGCGGAGAUCGUGCGCACGCGGGACCCCGGGGAACUGGCCUCGUGUGACGUCGUGGUGGACGUGGGUGGGGAGUACAACCCCGAGCGGCACCGCUACGACCACCACCAGAGGACUUUUACAGAAACGAUGAGCUCCCUGUGCCCUGGGAAGCCAUGGCAGACCAAGCUGAGCAGUGCAGGACUUGUCUAUCUGCACUUCGGCCGUAAGCUGCUGGCUCAGUUGCUGGGCGCUGGUGAAGAGGACAGUGUGGUGGACACCAUCUAUGACAAGAUGUACGAGAACUUCGUGGAGGAGGUGGACGCAGUGGACAAUGGGAUCCCUCAGUGGGAAGACGGGGAGCCCCGCUAUGCCCUCACCACUACCCUGAGUGCCCGGGUUGCUCGGCUCAACCCCACCUGGAACCAGCCCGACCAAGACACUGAGGCAGGGUUCAGGCGCGCGAUGGAUCUGGUGCAGGAGGAGUUUCUGCAGAGACUACAUUUCUACCAGCAUAGCUGGCUGCCAGCUCGGGCCGUGGUAGAGGAGGCCCUGGCUCAGCGAUUCAAGGUGGACUCCAGUGGGGAGAUAGUGGAGCUCACUAAAGGUGGGUGCCCUUGGAAGGAGCACCUGUAUCACCUAGAGUCUCAGCUGUCCCCCCCAGCGGCCAUCUCCUUUGUUGUCUACACUGACCAGGUCGGACAGUGGCGAGUCCAGUGUGUACCCAAGGAGCCUCAUUCGUUCCAGAGCCGGCUGCCCCUGCCAGAGCCAUGGCGGGGACUGCGGGAUGAGGCCCUGGACCAAGUCAGCGGGAUCCCUGGUUGCAUCUUCGUCCAUGCCAGUGGCUUCAUUGGUGGACACCACACCCGAGAGGGUGCCCUGAAUAUGGCCCGGGCCACUCUUGCCCAGCGCCCUGCACCUGUGCCUCUUGCAAAUGCUGCAGUACAAUAAAACAUGCUUCUCUCUGA
Molecule: messenger RNA, 1185 nt
Organism: Meriones unguiculatus (Mongolian gerbil)
Lineage: Eukaryota; Metazoa; Chordata; Mammalia; Rodentia; Muridae
Gene: Myg1
Product: MYG1 exonuclease
Exons: 7
Coding region: 32-1168 (378 amino acids)
Cellular component (GO): cytoplasm; nucleus
Source: RefSeq, a predicted model, not a curated record